This is a messenger RNA of Labeo rohita (rohu), 2367 nucleotides long. RefSeq names its product HEAT repeat containing 4 (gene heatr4). The transcript is spliced from 14 exons. The coding region runs from base 158 to 2314 and encodes 718 amino acids. Gene Ontology annotation, molecular function: oxidoreductase activity. Lineage: Eukaryota; Metazoa; Chordata; Actinopteri; Cypriniformes; Cyprinidae. The record is from RefSeq and is a predicted model, not a curated record.
UUUAAAGUGGUGCCAGAGCUGUAGUAACUAUAUCUUUGUCAGCGGUCAGCUUUUCUUUUCUUGUUUGAUAUAAACUGCUUUGAAAUAUAAAACCUUUUUAAUGUGAGCUCUGUGCUGUGAUUUAACGACAAUUUCCCAUAAGGCCUCACCGACAAUCAUGAAUUUACAGCAUGCAAAAUGGAGACCAGAGCACCACAGCAAGCGCAGGGAGGACCGUCUGUACAAACAGCUUCUGAAUAAUGCAAGCCAGAUCCUUUCUUUCUCCAAAGAUGUUAUGGACGAGAUGGGGGCCAUUUCAUACAGAAAAGCUGACUUUAGCCGGCUUUUUCAUGCCACAGGCCCCUUAGCACCAGAUAGCGCAUUAAAGAAAAUAAAGAGGCGUGAGAACGGUGAAAUACACUGCAACAUCAAUUGUUUAAACCAAGAAGGUGGUAGAAUUUUAACACAGGCUCCUGCAGUGAACACUAAGGUAUCUUUUAUAAAUCUUAGUGAUCAAAGCAAGAUGUAUGGUGUGUUUAGAAUAACAAAACCGUUCAGGGUGUUAAAUGUGCACACCUGUCUGAAGGAAUCCUCUAUAGAGGAUUGGGAAGCCCAGAACAGCAGGUGGCAGGAGUUUGCACAAAAUAAGAGGAGUCAACUGCUGCAGCUGAGAAAACAACACCGGAUACCAGGUUAUGUGCUCUCUCCAGUGAGCACAGAUGUGCAGAACCGCUUAAAUAAGACAGCAACCGCUGUGACCGCCAAGCACAUUGACAUCCCACAGGCCCCCCGGCUACAGGAUAUCUUGAAUCCACGUGCCGUCGCAAAGAACGUCUCUGAACAAGAGAUCUUCUUAGCAGGAACUGGUAGAAUGGUAAAAGCGAAACAGCAGGGUCUCAGAUCUCCUGACUUCAGCGGACAGGAUCCUGAGACAUUCGAACAAUCUGUGGAUGAACUUUUCACACUUCGCUAUGCAGUUGAUCAAUGGAGGAAUGUCUGCAACGUCAAGUUGCCCUGGCAGAGAAUGACCAUCGAAGGCCUAAAAAGGGCUCUUAGUGACCCUAAUUUCCCAGUGCGGCUGGAGGCUAUCAUAACUUGUGCAUUGGAAGCUGUUAAUAGACCACAAGAAGAGCUUGACCCUGGCAAAGCAGGUCAACAUGGUAAGGGGUGCAAAUUGAAGGCAGAUCCUCAGGAGCUAAAGGCUCUCAUUGUCUCAGCGCUUGAUGACCCAGUGAAGAGAGUUCAGAUGGCUGCUGCAGUGUGUCAGUGUGCCAUGAGGACACCUAAUGCACAUGCCAGAGACAUAUUACGAAGCACUUUGAAGCAAGACCCUUCUGGCACAGGUGCAGACAGCUGGGUGGCGGCACAGUGCUUGGCGAUAGACGGUGAUACGAGUCAAGCUGUCAUACAGAGACUCCUGUCACAGCACUUUCUCAGAGACGCUCCUUCAGAUCACGAGCAGUCUAUGAUGCUUCUCUCCAGCAUCAGCAGCAAGACUACACUAGUGCGCUCUCUUCUGGCAGAAGAGUUAAACAGCGCUAACUGGAGAACACGAGUUCAGGCCUGUACUAGCAUUGCACAGCUCAGAAGUCCACUAAACAAGGAUCUUUGCAACAAACUGAUAUACAUGAUGUGGAACGACUGGAGCUCUGCCGUUCGUCACGCUGCAGCGCUGGCUCUGAGUAAAAUGGAUGCGGCCAGCGAGAUGCACAGUGAGCUGAGCACAAAGCUGGAGGAGGGUCCAACUGCUUGGCGAGUGGAAGCGCUGAUCUUCAUUGGUCAGCUCAAUAUAAUGACACCCAAGCUACUGCCUACUUUCCUGCGGUGCUUUAAUGAUGACUUUGUGGCUGUGCGCAAACAAGCUUGCUUGACUGCAGCAUCUCUAAUGAUGGAUGACCAGUUGGUCCUGGAUCAGCUAAUUUACCUGAUGCAGAAUGAUCCAUUAUGGGAGGUGAAAGUGGAAGCAAUAAAUGCUUUAGGGCAAAUAGGUUGGAUGAACCCUGCUCUCCAGGAGUUGCUGAUGUGGGCUGUACACCAUGAGGAGGAGCCCAGUGUGCGCAUUGCUGCCUGUAAGGCCCUGAGCACUUUAGGUGCAAAGGGCCCAGAGUUACAGCAUUUCCUACAGGAGCGUUAUGCACUGGAACCCAAUGCUGACGUGCAAAGGCAUAUUGAAAGUCUCCUGAAAAAGCAUGGAUACAGUCUGAAGGGAAACGAAAGCAAGAUUCAUGAGAUAAAGCUCCAGGUGGAGCUGUUGUGUACAAAACACAUCAUUACACAGAAAGUGCUCUUAAUGGAAGAGAGGGGAAAGCAGCAACAGCAAGAAUUAUUGUGCUGAAUUCAUGGUUUCAUUUGUCCUACUAUAAAGCCAGAAUCAAAUCUUUUAAGUUG